CCAAUGGUAAGACGUAUUUCAGCGCACGCGCAAUGGAUCAUGAAGUCCUUGCACAUGACCCCACUGUGCCGUGUAAACAAUGUGGUGCGUGUCGCUGCAGAGGAGACGUUUCCACUCGUGUCUGUGUUUAAUGAAGAAUGUCGGUGGUAAAACCGCGGCGGAGCAGCGCUGGCUCACGCGGCAGCGCAAGGACCCGUACGUCAAAGCUUGACACGCGCUUAACUUCCGGUGCCGAAGCGCCUUCAAGCUGCUGGAGAUUGACGACAAGUUCAGGCUGUUACAGCCCGGACACAGCGUGGUGGACUGCGGGGCUGCGCCCGGAGCCUGGAGCCAGGUGGCUGUGCACAGGGUCAACUCAACCGGGACAGAUCCAGAGCUACCACGUGGAACCGUUGUUGGCAUUGAUCUGCUGAACAUCCCUGCUCUGGAUGGUGCCCACUUCCUGUCCAGCCACGACGUCACGGCGCCCCCAACACACGCCAAGCUGCUGGAGCUGCUUCCUAAGGGCCAGGCUCACAUCAUCCUGAGCGACAUGGCGCCAAACGCCAGUGGUUUCCGAGAGAUGGACCACGAGAGACUCACCACGAUGUGUUUGUCUCUGAUAGACUUGGCUGAGAAGAUCUUACAGCCGGGAGGCUCUCUACUGUGCAAAUACUGGGACGGGUUCUUCGUCCAGAAACUCCAGGACAAUCUCUCAAGUGUAUUUGGCAGCGUUCGGACUUUAAAGCCACACGCCAGUAGAAAGGAUUCAGCGGAGAGAUACUUCCUGGCUAGAAUGUACAAGAAGCCAGUGAAGAGAAAGUAGCUGUCCUUUCCUUUUCUGCUGUUUUUACAAAGAUGGGUACAUUUUUAGUUUUUUUUCCAGCGUCCACUGUGUUGUUGAUGAGACUGAACAUGAGGAAGAGGCUCACUUCAUAGUUUUGAUCAAAAGGUGGCAGUGUUGAGGCAUAAGUGAGACUCACAGCUGAAUCCAAUGCUGCUGCUGAUGCUGCUGAUUCCUCCUUUUUUAAUCUCAGUAAACUAAAAUGCACUAGCAUCAGUGAAUUAAUAAUAUGUAGAUCUAUACAAGAACCAUCAGUUUGAUAUUCCUCAAGAGCCCAAUGCUGUUUUUCUCUCCCUCUCUCUCUCUCCCUGAAGUUUUUGUUUGCCCCACAGUGUUUGUUCUACACUCUGAGUUUUGUAUUUGCGUUGCUGCUGAAAAGUAAUUUAGCAGAGCAGCUUAUGCUGAUAAUUUGCACUGCCAGCCAUGUAGAAAAGUGUAAUCGUUCUCUGCGAGACUUUAUGAAGGGAAAAAACGAAUACAUAAGAGUCACAUACAGAGUGAUUAAUGGGAGGAGGAGUGAUACUGCAGCUUGGCACGCUGCUGCAGGUGUUGUUCGGCUCUGACAGGGGAGAUAGGGCUAUGUUUUCAAGCUUUAAGAUGUGUCUCUGUUCAAAGAUUGUUUUUUAAAUCUAUGUCCUCAACCAAAAAUAUUUAUUUAUUUUUGUUUGUUUUUCUGAUACAACUGAUAAUAAAAUGAAUAGACAUCA
Solea solea (common sole) is the source of this 1530-nucleotide messenger RNA. RefSeq names its product mitochondrial rRNA methyltransferase 2 (gene mrm2). Gene Ontology annotation, cellular component: mitochondrion. The record is from RefSeq and is a predicted model, not a curated record. Gene Ontology annotation, molecular function: rRNA (uridine-2'-O-ribose)-methyltransferase activity. Gene Ontology annotation, biological process: RNA methylation. Lineage: Eukaryota; Metazoa; Chordata; Actinopteri; Pleuronectiformes; Soleidae. The transcript has 2 exons.